AUGCCUAUGCAACUCCUACCAGCAUCCGCUGCUGCAUUUUCCCCUCGACCUUCAUCUGUCAAUGUUGUCUUGGGUUCAAAGGUUGAAAAAUGGCUCACAUCAAUUCUGAAACGCAUUCGGAGAGAUAGAAGCUGUCUCAAUUCUGUACCGCAGCAGCAGCGAUUUCUCACCAAUAUUCUUUCAUCACCAAAUGCCAUCUGGACCUUGGCUUCGUUCAUGCUACCCAAGACACCUGAGUCCGACUUCAAACUAGCUGCCAACAAUCCUCUCCUAGAGUCCAUCACAAACUAUGAGCUUGUUCACGUCGAGGCUUAUGUUGUUUAUGUCGACAUGGUUCUGCGCAAUGAGGUCGCCUACAAGCUAACCAAAGACACCAUCGAAGCUUUUGUUAAGUACCACCAGGAUAUUCACUGUGCCGACGCCAAGGCCGACACUUACGACUGGACAGAUAAGGAGCAGCAGUGCAAGAAACUUCACGAAGGUUUUGUUGAGGACAUUAACAAGUUCGUCUUCCGCACCCAUGUCUCUGCUCUUGAGGGUCUCGAGGAGGGAGGUGCUGGAGAACUUCUCUGCGGUGAGAGUGAGGAGGUCAAGAACAACAUCAGUGCUCUCAUGAAGCCUCUGCUACCUCAACCCCCUCAUUACUUCGCCGAAGCUGUCCAACAGCCUGAACUGCUGCCCGAGUCUGCCGUCAACAACAUGUGUUCACAACCUGCUUUUCAGUGCAGCCUUGCUGAUAUAGCAAUCCCCUCGAGGUCCGGCGAAAAACCAUCUGCCGACUCAAGUACAAGUCCUAUCGGGGCACCCAGGACCCUGACUGAUCUGUCGCCUACUCCCGCCUUCACCCAGCCUCACUCUACCGCUGGCUUUUUCUGGAGCUCGCCUCAAGUAACGGCCUCUAUCCACGCCUCCCAACCCUUAAAUAGCAUGUUUGAUCUCGCUCAAUGUGGUAUGGGUAUGGGUAUGGGAGGCAUUGGCGGUAUGUCUGGCUCUGAGUGGAAUCAAUACCGAGAGAACGCAGCCAACAUGUGA
Messenger RNA from Fusarium poae, 1032 nucleotides. RefSeq lists its product as uncharacterized. The coding region runs from base 1 to 1032 and encodes 343 amino acids. Lineage: Eukaryota; Fungi; Ascomycota; Sordariomycetes; Hypocreales; Nectriaceae. The transcript has a single exon. The record is from RefSeq and is a predicted model, not a curated record.